Molecule: messenger RNA, 9286 nt
Organism: Aethalodelphis obliquidens (Pacific white-sided dolphin)
Lineage: Eukaryota; Metazoa; Chordata; Mammalia; Artiodactyla; Delphinidae
Gene: RPTOR
Product: regulatory associated protein of MTOR complex 1
Exons: 31
Coding region: 1-3600 (1199 amino acids)
Biological process (GO): positive regulation of cell growth; TORC1 signaling; regulation of autophagy
Cellular component (GO): cytoplasm; TORC1 complex
Molecular function (GO): protein-macromolecule adaptor activity; protein binding
Source: RefSeq, a predicted model, not a curated record
AUGGAAUCCGAGAUGCUGCAGUCGCCUCUCCUGGGACUCGGGGACGAAGAUGAGGCUGAUCUUACUGACUGGAACCUGCCUUUGGCUUUCAUGAAAAAGAGACACUGUGAGAAAAUUGAAGGCUCCAAAUCUUUAGCUCAGAGCUGGAGGAUGAAGGAUCGGAUGAAGACCGUCAGCGUUGCCUUAGUUUUGUGCCUGAAUGUUGGUGUGGACCCUCCAGAUGUGGUGAAGACUACUCCUUGUGCACGUUUGGAAUGCUGGAUUGAUCCUCUGUCAAUGGGUCCUCAGAAAGCCCUGGAAACCAUUGGUGCGAAUUUACAGAAGCAGUACGAGAACUGGCAGCCAAGGGCGCGGUACAAGCAGAGCCUUGAUCCAACUGUGGAUGAAGUGAAGAAGCUUUGCACGUCUUUACGUCGAAAUGCCAAGGAGGAGCGGGUCCUCUUCCACUACAAUGGGCAUGGGGUGCCCAGGCCCACUGUGAACGGCGAGAUUUGGGUCUUCAACAAGAACUACACUCAGUACAUCCCCCUGUCUAUAUAUGACCUGCAGACAUGGAUGGGCAGCCCCUCCAUAUUCGUCUACGACUGCUCCAACGCUGGUCUCAUUGUCAAGUCCUUCAAACAGUUUGCCCUGCAGAGGGAGCAGGAGCUGGAGGUCGCUGCUAUUAACCCAAACCACCCACUGGCCCAGAUGCCUUUGCCCCCAUCCAUGAAGAACUGCAUUCAGCUGGCAGCCUGUGAGGCCAACGAGCUCCUGCCCAUGAUCCCCGACCUUCCAGCCGACCUAUUCACGUCAUGCCUCACCACCCCCAUCAAAAUCGCCCUGCGCUGGUUUUGCAUGCAGAAAUGCGUUAGUCUGGUGCCUGGAGUCACACUGGAUUUGAUAGAAAAGAUUCCCGGGCGGCUGAACGACAGGAGGACCCCCCUGGGCGAGCUGAACUGGAUCUUCACGGCCAUCACGGACACCAUUGCAUGGAACGUGCUUCCUCGGGAUCUCUUCCAAAAGCUCUUCAGACAGGACCUAUUGGUGGCUAGUCUGUUUCGAAAUUUUUUAUUGGCGGAAAGGAUCAUGAGGUCAUAUAACUGCACCCCCGUCAGCAGCCCACGCCUGCCCCCCACGUACAUGCACGCCAUGUGGCAGGCCUGGGACCUGGCUGUCGACAUUUGUCUCUCCCAGCUGCCGACCAUCAUCGAAGAAGGCACGGCAUUUCGGCACAGCCCCUUCUUUGCUGAGCAGCUGACCGCCUUCCAGGUGUGGCUCACGAUGGGCGUGGAGAACAGGAACCCACCUGAGCAGCUUCCCAUUGUCUUACAGGUGCUGCUGAGCCAAGUGCACCGGCUGAGAGCCCUGGACCUGCUGGGAAGAUUUCUGGACCUGGGUCCCUGGGCGGUGAGCCUGGCCUUGUCUGUGGGUAUUUUCCCCUACGUGUUGAAGCUGCUCCAGAGCUCAGCCAGGGAGCUGCGGCCUCUCCUUGUCUUCAUCUGGGCCAAGAUCCUCGCCGUGGACAGUUCGUGCCAAGCUGACCUGGUGAAGGACAACGGCCACAAGUACUUCCUCUCGGUCUUGGCAGAUCCGUACAUGCCAGCUGAGCACAGGACCAUGACAGCCUUCAUUCUGGCUGUGAUCGUUAACAGCUAUAACACGGGGCAGGAAGCCUGCCUCCAGGGAAACCUGAUCGCCAUCUGCCUGGAGCAGCUCAACGAUCCCCACCCCCUGCUGCGCCAGUGGGUGGCCAUCUGCCUGGGCCGGAUCUGGCAGAACUUUGACUCGGCCCGGUGGUGCGGGGUGAGGGACAGCGCUCACGAGAAGCUCUGCAGCCUUCUCUCCGACCCCAUCCCUGAGGUGCGCUGCGCAGCAGUCUUUGCCCUCGGCACAUUUGUGGGCAACUCCGCAGAGAGGACGGACCACUCCACCACCAUCGACCACAAUGUGGCCAUGAUGCUGGCCCAGCUCAUCAACGACGGCAGCCCCGUGGUCCGGAAGGCAUUUAACAGGCUGCGUCUUCUGGCAGCUUGUAUAAUAGGCUCCUUCCUGCCUGGGAGCAACACUUACACACAUCAGGAGAUUCAAAAGAGCAGUAGCCACCCACAGACAGACGGAAAGGAACUGGUGGUGGCUCUGAGUCACCUUGUCGUUCAAUACGAAAGCAAUUUCUGCACCGUGGCCCUGCAGUUCAUGGAAGAGGAGAAGAACUACCCACUGCCCUCUCCAGCCACCACAGAGGGUGGGAGUCUGACCCCCGUGCGGGACAGCCCCUGCACCCCCAGACUGCGCUCCGUGAGCUCCUACGGAAACAUCCGCGCCGUCACCACGGCUAGAAGCUUGAACAAAUCUUUGCAAAAUCUGAGUCUGACAGAAGAAUCCGGCGGCUCGGUGGCCUUCUCCCCUGGGAACCUGAGCACCAGCAGCAGCGCCAGCAGCACCCUGGGCAGCCCCGAGAACGAGGAGUACAUCCUGUCCUUUGAGACCAUCGACAAGAUGCGCCGAGUCAGCUCCUACUCCUCCCUCAACUCCCUCAUCGGAGUUUCAUUCAAUAGUGUUUACACUCAAAUUUGGAGAGUCUUGCUACAUCUGGCUGCGGAUCCCUAUCCAGAUGUUUCCGAUUUGGCUAUGAAAGUACUCAACAGCAUUGCCUACAAGGCCACAGUGAACGCCCGGCCUCAGCGCAUCCUCACCACGUCUUCCCUCACUCAGUCGGCACCCGCCAGCCCCACCAACAAGGGCAUCCACAUCCACCAGGCGGGAGGCUCCCCGCCAACAUCCAGUGCAAGCAGCUCCAGCCUGACCAACGACGUGGCCAAGCAGCCGGUCAGCCGAGACCUGCCUGCAGGCCGGCCAGGCACCACAGGCCCCGUGGCGGUGCAGUACACACCCCACUCCCACCAGUUCCCCCGGACACGGAAGAUGUUCGACAAGGGCCCAGACCAGACCACUGAUGACCCGGAUGAUGCUGCCGGGCACAAAAGUUUCAUUUCGGCCACAAUGCAGACAGGGUUCUGCGACUGGAGCGCGCGGUACUUCGCCCAGCCUGUCAUGAAGGUAAUCCCGGAAGAGCAUGACCUGGAGAGUCAGAUCCGCAAGGAGCGGGAGUGGCGGUUUCUGCGAAACACCCGCGUCAGGAAGCAGGCGCAGCAGCUCAUCCAGAAGGGUAUCACAAGGCUGGACGACCAGAUAUUUCUGAACAGGAACCCUGGUGUCCCCUCCGUGGUCAAGUUUCACCCCUUUACGCCGUGUGUGGCCGUCGCUGACAAAGACAGCAUCUGUUUUUGGGACUGGGAGAAAGGGGAGAAGCUGGAUUAUUUCCACAACGGAAACCCUCGGUACACGAGGGUCACGGCCAUGGAGUAUCUGAAUGGCCAGGACUGCUCACUCCUGCUCACAGCCACAGAUGACGGUGCCAUCAGAGUCUGGAAGAACUUUGCUGAUUUGGAAAAGAAUCCAGAAAUGGUGACGGCCUGGCAGGGGCUCUCCGACAUGCUGCCCACCACCCGAGGUCUGGCCCGAAAGGUCUCAAUCUUUCUUGACCGCAGUAAGCAGGGAGGCCACCUUCACAACAGCCUGGGAAUGGAAAACAGUCCAGAUCCAAGCCUGCUGGAGUGAGGAUGGCGCAGCUCCGCAGGCUCGCAGGGAGGAGGCACAUCUCACGACUCCAUCAGGACAGAAAAGUCGCUCCAGAUUGAGAUUUGCGUUCCCACCAAAUUUUUCAAAAAAGAAUCUUUUUCAGAAUUUAAUGCAAAGUCUCUUAAAGCAUCUGUUUCCAUCUGAAAAUCCAUAUACAAGUUUGAUAGUUACUAAAACACCUAUAUGCAACUGACUGUGGAUACACAUGGUAACACUGGGUUAGCAAACCCAUAUGCCUGCUCAAAACGAGCCCUUUUCUCUCCUAAGCUCACUAGUCAGGUAAAUUGUAAAGAGAUGGAGCCUUAUGAAUCCAGGCAGCAGGUAGAAUUCUUGACCUUUAGUUUGCAGCAUCUGAGCUUAGAGUAUGGCCAGCCUUCUGGUGAACUUUCUGUUCUGGUCUCUCUUUAGUCGCUCCCUAAACAAGGGUUCCCUGCAGGAAGGCAUAUGUGGCUAUGGGUCUGACGGGGUCCCUCGUGCCAUCAGAACUGGAGUGGGUAGAGAAGCAGGUCCCGGGAGGCUGAGAACAAGAUGUCCUUACAGAUGUACAAACUCACAGUUUCGUAUUUUACAAAGGACCCUUUUAGUAAAAAGUUCAAAAGGAAGGAAAAAGAGAAAAGAGAAAACCCGAGACUGACUCAAUCUUCACUCCUUUGCUUCCCGCCAGCAGUGAUGGCGGUGGUUGUAACAGGAAGGAUUUCUCUCAGAAAGAGCCUCCUGGGUUCUCAGAGGAAUGACAGGGUCACUUGCCCUGAAAUCCUGAAGAGGAGCCAGGGGACACCUUUCACGGUCAGGACCUGGGGCGGCCAGAGGAGGGCAGCCCCGUCCCCUGGUUGUCAGCUGCCCGGGGGCAGCAGCCACCCCGGAGGGCAGGGAACAGAUCGUCCAGCACCGGUGUGUGUGUGAACUGGACGUAAACCUUGGGCCUUGGGGCAGCUGUUAGUAUUCGUUGCCUGGAUCAUCUGGGCAGCAAGCAGGGCACCGACGGCAGAGCACAGGGGUGGCUGGCGGGGGGAGUCACGGCUGCCCUCCCCUCCCAGCCUUACUCCUCCUCCGGGGUCACAAGCACAUCCAGAGUCUAAAAUUAGCAGGACCUGGUGAGCAGGAAGCCCUCUCAGUGCAGGAGGCAGGACGCGGGGCCGGGUGGCAGCCCCCAUGGGCCCACGCAGGACGGGGCACUGGCCGUGGGGAACGACGGCUCCCUCCUCUCCCAGGAGGCGUGUGCCCCACCCUGUCUCCUCUGACCCUAAGCAGCUGCCACGUGUUCUGGUCCACCUCCCAGGUGAGAAAUGGAAGUUUAGGUGAAAUCAUUUGCUCCCGAGGAGCCCAGUUUUCUGUUGCCAGCCCUGUCCUGUGUCUCUGAACCUGCCGGCUGUCCAGGAGGUGUUCAUGGGCCCUGAGGGAGGCCUGAUCCCGUGGGGAGGCAUUGCGUCUGCAUCCCUGGGGAGGGAAUGGAGGUCGCCAUCCCACAGGUCUGAGGUUCUCACACAUGCCUGGUUGGGCAGGGGCUGGCCCCUCCUCCUCGGAGUUCCAGAACCAUAGCUCCUAAGGGCGUUUCAGGUUGGGGCUGAUGGGUCCUUAGGGAUCAGGUCUACAUGACAUGUCCUCAGAGGUCAGAUCCCCAUGUUGGGUUCUCAGAGGUCCAUUCCAGACGACAGGGUCCUUAGAGGUCAGUCUGGACUGGCCUCUGAGCCUGGAGGGCUGAUCAUGGACAUCACAGGGACCCAAGCCUCUGAAACAACGUGUUUCUUCUUUUCACUGUCUGCUGGGCCUAGGGUUCUGUCUGGUCCCUGACUUACACGUUCCAGCUUCCUAGUCUACAGCCAUCCCUGUGCCAUACGUCUAUAUUUUAAUGAAGAAAUUCCCUCUUUUUCACGGCCAGCUUUUGGAUGGGAACAUGUGAGCAGAGCUCAUAUCCAGGAUAAAGUCAGAUGGGAAUCUCUGCAUCCUUUUGGGGGCCGCCCACCACCCCUGGCCCCAGGCAGUGAGAUGGAUGGACCGUGAUCUCAGGCACUCAGGGUGCUGGAGUUCGCCCAGUGGGGGAGAGGCUGCAGCACGCGCGGAGGCUCCAUCAGUCGAGCACUCUCCGUGUCGAGGCGGCAGCGUCGACAGGGAGGAGGGGCCCUCCUGGGGGGAGUCCAGAGCAGCCUGCCUGCUGCCAAAGAAAAAAAAGGCCAAGGAGGCCCGGGGGAGGGAGGAGGGGCACAGGCUCUGCCCACAGCUGCCACUUUUCUGGGGAUGGGGAAGGAGGAGACACUGCUGAGACCGUGCUCCCCAGGAACGAAGUGAUUGGAAUCUUCACUCUGGUUCAAAGUCACAAUGUUCCUGUCUUAUGAGUUUUACUUAAAUCAUAGCCAUCAAUUUUGUUCCUUGUGCUCAACACGUCAAGGAAGAGCGUCACCCUUUUUAUCAUCUUUUACCAACUCGUGAUGAGUCAGAUCAUCUCUCCUCCGCUGUGUCUGGAGGUCGAGACACAGGCUUGGUUGGGAAAGGUCUCGAGUGAGAAGGCCAGUGUUUGCGUUCUGUUCUGGGCAGGAGGACGGGCCAGGACCCCAGACCUACAGGAGAAUGAGGUGAGGGUCGGCAGGCGCAGGAGGUCGGUCAGGGUGCAAGCAGACUGUUGUUUUUAUCCCAGCAGUUUUCACGUUGAUCUGAGACUCUUCCACGGAUAGGAGCUUACUGUCUUAGGUGACACAGCUUCCGCCAACAGUCUGGUAGAGCUAAGGAAGCAGCCUCGCCCAGAUUUGUCUGUAUACAUAGGACGCCUGCCUCCCCGGCGUGUACAGGACUUGGGAAGACCUUAGGAAACACGUUUCUUGUCUCUGCUGGCUUCACCAUGCUUUACAACUGGUUUAAACCAGCAUUUGGUCCGCAUCAGAGAAUCUAGAUUUAAAACAGGACUCAGAGCUCACGUGAUGCUCGUCCCCAGGUCCUCUGACGGCCACAUGGGCACACCUUCCAGAGCCUCCAGUGCAGAUGGAGACGCUGGGGCCCUGUGUGGGAGCUGUGUCUCCCCAAAUUCACGUGGUGGAGUCCUCGGCCCCAGCACUCAGAGGGUGACUGUAUUUGAGAGAAGGAUUCAGUUGAAAUGAGGUCACUUGGGUGGGCACUAAUGCAGGGCGGGCCCCCACUGGCUCUGAAUCCAUCAUGAAGGAGACUCAGCAAGAAGGAAGCCACCACCACUUCAUUUGGAGGCCAGGUCAGGCUUCUUACCCCAUUGGGAGUGGCCGCGGCCUCCUCUCUGCUUCCUGCAUGGGCAUGGGCCUGAGACCCCCCUCCCAGUCCUUCUGUGGUCCCCCCAGACCCUCCCCAGCUUGUUCCUGUGACCCCAGAGCAUCCCAGAUGUCACCUGGCCACAUGCUCUCAUCGGAGGACCACUCCUUAAUUACACGGCUCCUGAAAGCCCCACGGGGCUGACACAGAGCUCCAAGUGCAGUUAAGGAUGCCCGAGAACACAGGCCACCCCAUCAGUGGUCCAUGGAUACAGGAGUCUGUGAGCCUCUGCAGUGACCUGGCACCCCAAGUCAGGUCGUGGGUGGGCGCGUCCUCUGCGAUUCAUUCACACCAUGAACACCGGGCACAUGGUGAGGGGAAGCAGGUGGCGUGGUUUCAGGCUCUGCUUGUGGGCUGACUGGUCACAGUGUGACUGGGCUGUCCCGGACAGAAGUGGGGGCCACAUGCCCUGCCCUCUCCCCUACCAGUUCUGAUCGUGGUGAUAGGUGAGAGGCCUCGCCUGCAGCCUUGUCACCAGUAGAUGCCUUUCUGGCACAUUAGGGUGUAUUCUCCUGCCUGGGGUCAGGGGCGUUGCAGUGGGGAGACUGCAUUCUAAAAGGUGAAACAAAGGCUCGUCCAUUUGUUGUGUGGAGCUGACAUUCUGCGGGGUAGACAUGGCAGCCGCCAGCAAAACAGGGAGGACGGGAAGGGGUGUGCCAGGUGACACAUCUGGAACAGGUAGAAGACGGAACAGGGUGAGUCGUAGCCUCACAUGGUCGAGGAGGUGAAUGAGCACGAUUUGGAGGGGCUGCAUGGACGUCAGGAGAGGGGCGUUCCAGGCACAGGGCCCACUGUCAGUUAAGAGGACCAGCCUGGUCACUUUUGGAGGUCAAACCUUGCAGGGGCCAGGGCAGAAUGGGAAGCCAUGGGGGGGUCUCUGGAGUGAGGGUUGAGGGGCUCAGAUCCAAGCAGGAACCUGAAGUGACACGUACAGAUGAGAGUCUGGAGUUCGGGAGAGAGAUCGGGCACUUGGCGGGAACUCCAUAGCCUGAAAGGGGCAUAUCAGAAAAGAACAAGUGAAGGUCACAUUGUCCAACUCAGGAAGUCAGGAGAAAAGUGGGCACCCACAGAGAGAAGGGGAAACCAUAGAGGCAAACACAGGAGCUGCUGCCACAAAAAGCAGAGACAAAUGUAUAAAAAAGCAUGAUGACUUCACUUCAGACUUCAGUAUGACCAAAAGAAGACAUAAACAAAGUUAUAAUGUCAGUGACAGAAUAGGAGAGGAUAUUUGCAAUAUAUGAGUUAAACCAUCAGUGUCAGAAUGUAUAUUAAAACAUACAGGCUGCACACACCAACAUCGACCAGGAUUUGGGGAAAUCACACCUUGUGUCCAUUUCUGAUGAGACUGCAGACCAGCAUCCACUCUGGGAGUGAAACGGCCUCGCCUGGGGAGGUGGGACGCACAGGGAUAUGUCCCCUUCCCGGUGCUGCCACUUCCUUGUGCAAGGGCGUGUGGAAACGUCAGUGUGGCGUGGUUUACAGGCAGGGAAUCGUGGAAGUGAUGGGCUCGUUCUCCAAAGGCGUGUUACCCAGAAGUUCAGUACUAAUUAACCAGAUCUGCAUCCGUUGGGUUGGAUAAACCCUCAAAACGUAACCUUACUGGAAAAACGCAAAUUGCUGGAAAAUAUACCCCCGUUUGAAAUUGGCGACGUUUUUGAAAUGUGGGAGAUGUGGUUCAUGGUUUUGGACACGUGCCCCUACAGGGGAGUGCACGGGGGCCAGCCUAGGAGGGCGCCCAAGGCCUGUGGGUGAUUUGUCUGCGGACAGGACAGGCAAGUGAGGCUUUCACUGUCUUAAAUUUCACUUCAAGAACAAAAAAAAGAGCAAAAAUGAUAAGAUAUUAGCAGCUCUUAGAUCUGGGUGGUGGGUACAGGGGUUUCUGUUGUGUUUUUUCUGUGUGUUUGAAAUAUUAUAAUUAAACAUCUUAAAUCUUAUAGUCCCUCCUGUGAGGUCAGUGCUGCCCUUAGGGAUGCUGAAGGCAUUCGCCCCCCCGCCCAGCCCAGUGUAGGGAAGGGCAGUCCUCGAUUCAUUCACCACUGACCGUCUGUGGUCAGCCCCCUGCCUCCGUGAGGGGCAGCUGCAAAGCUGUUCACCCCCAGGGGACUGCGGGACCCAGGAGACUCACAUCUCUGUGCCUCUGACACCCAUUCUAAAGUCUCCAGACCUGCCGAUCGUGCCCAGGUGUCCUGGAAGGUGGGCAUCGUGGACAAACGGUCCUAAGAUCCUGCUGUCUCUCUGGUAGAUGCCUGGGUACAGCAGAGAUAUAGAGAAGGCUCUGAAUUGUCACCCCGACCUCAAGCUUGCAUGAGGUUGGGGACCCACCCUAUGGGUUGGCACCGACUGCUUGAGCUGUUGCCCAGAACAGGCUCCCUCGGUGACACCGGUGCCCGUCUGU